This is a messenger RNA of Metarhizium robertsii ARSEF 23, 828 nucleotides long. Its product is annotated as Crotonase, core. Lineage: Eukaryota; Fungi; Ascomycota; Sordariomycetes; Hypocreales; Clavicipitaceae. The transcript has a single exon. Bases 1 to 828 code for a protein of 275 amino acids. The record is from RefSeq and is a predicted model, not a curated record.
AUGUCCUACGGUCCAUUGGAUGUCACGAAAGUGACGCCUCACUAUUGGCGGGCUACAAUCAAUCUACCUCCUUUCAACCUCGCAGGGCCAGAGAUUUUCCUUGGUCUCUGGGAUCUCCUGCAGGAUGUGGAAAUUGACCAGGAUCUCAAGGUCCUGGUUUUCGAUAGCGCAUUGCCAGACUUUUUCAUCUCUCACUAUGACCUUCAGAAAGCUCCAUCCAUCCCUCCUGAUUUGUUGGCUAAAUGGCCAGUGAUGAUGGUGAAGCUCGCCACCAUCCCCGUCAUCAGUGUUGCCGCUAUUCGUGGAAGAACCAGAGGCAUAGGAUCUGAGUUUGUCUUGGCCUGCGAUAUUCGCUUCGGCAGCGAGGAGAAAGCCAUUCUGUCACAAGGGGAGGUUAGUUUUGGACUUUUACCAGGAGGCGGUGGUAUGGAACUACUCCCAAGACAGGUCACACGCGGACGUAUGCUCGAGAUUGUUUGCGGUGGUGACGAAUUCGAUGCGGUAACUUCCGCGGCAUACGGCUGGAUUAAUCGAGCUGUGCCCGAUGCCGAAUUCGAGACCUUUGUCGAUCGAUUUGCACGUCGUGUAGCUGGAUGGGAAAAGGCAUCAUUGAUGUCAUCGAAAAAACUAACGAAUCAACGCUUUGGACUUCCGAAAGUGGAAGAGAUUUCCGAGUCCACCCAAACUAUGGGACGGCUCUGGGUCAAUCCUGAAGUACAAAAGAGGAUGCAAUUGUUGUUUCAGAAAGGUCUGGAAAGAGACCGAGAUGUCGAGCUGAAUAUCGCAGAGUUUACUGCAAAGCAUGCAACAUGGUUUACUGAAGGAUAG